ACCCGCCUCCAGCCUGCGCCCGGUGGUGAGUCUGCGCUCGUGUACGCUUCUAUCCUUUAUUCCACUGGGGAAGCGGGCGAGGGAGGGAGAGAGACAGAACGAGAGAACCGGACCCGAGAAAAGAAGACUAGAAAACUAAUAAAAGAAGACGCUUCACAGAAGAGAGAGGGAACCGGCACAGUGACACAAAUGGCACUCAUGGCGGGGAUUUUGUUCACGGUUGCCUUUCUUGUUUCUGGAAUUUCGACACUUGUUUCUCCGUCUCGGACAUACCCGCCUAAUGAAGUCACGUUAUUGGACUCCAGAGCUGCACAGGGAGAGCUAGGAUGGGUCGCCAACCCAACAGAAGGAGGGUGGGAGGAGGUGAGCAUCAUGGAUGAGAAGAAUGUUCCCAUUCGGACAUACCAGGUGUGUAAUGUUAUGGAGCCAAACCAGAACAAUUGGUUGCGCACAGACUGGAUUCCUCGUAGUGGUGCUCAACGCGUCUACAUCGAGAUCAAGUUCACUCUACGGGACUGCAACAGCCUUCCUGGGCUCAUGGGAACCUGCAAGGAAACCUUCAACCUUUACUACUAUGAGUCCAACAACGACAAAGAGCGCUACAUCCGUGAGAACCAGUUUGGCAAAAUUGAUACAAUUGCCGCUGACGAAAGCUUCACUCAGGUGGACAUCGGCGAUCGCAUCAUGAAGCUUAACACAGAAGUGCGCGAUGUUGGUGCUCUGACUCGGAAGGGCUUCUAUUUGGCCUUCCAGGAUGUGGGAGCAUGCAUUGCACUUGUGUCAGUUAGGGUCUUCUACAAGAAAUGUCCUUUGGCGGUGAGGAACCUGGCCCAGUUUCCCGAUACUAUCACUGGGGCCGAUACCUCCUCGCUUGUGGAAGUUCGUGGAUCAUGCGUGGAUAAUUCAGAGGAGAAAGAGAUUCCAAAAAUGUACUGUGGGGCUGAUGGCGAGUGGUUAGUGCCUAUUGGAAACUGUCUGUGCAACCCUGGCUACGAGGAGCGAAAUACAGACUGCCAAGCUUGUAAAAUUGGUUACUAUCGUGCCCUGGCCACUGAGGGUGCCUGUUCCAAGUGUCCGCUCCAUAGCUACUCUGUCAGAGAGGGUUCCACGUCCUGCGCCUGCGACAAGGGAUAUUACCGUUCCGAAACAGACCCAGCAUCCAUGCCAUGCACUCGGCCUCCAACAGCACCUUUACACCUAAUCUCCAAUGUGAAUGAGACCUCUGUUAACCUUGAGUGGAGCGUGCCAAGGAGUUCAGGGGGGCGCCAGGAUCUCACCUACAACGUAGUGUGUAAACGUUGCGGACCCGAUGGGCGACGCUGUCAACCUUGCGGCAACGCCAUUCACUAUAGCCCCCAACAACUGAGCCUAAAGGGAACUAGAGUGUCCAUCAACGAGCUGCAGGCCCACACUAACUACACCUUCGAAGUGUGGGCGGUAAAUGGCGUCUCGCCGCAGAGCCCCGGGCCAGAACAGGCAGUGUCUGUGACCGUCACCACCAACCAGGCCGCUCCCUCCCCGGUACCAUCUGUCCAAGCAAAGAACAUUACAAGACACACCAUCUCGCUGGUGUGGCAACCUCCAGAGAGGGCCAAUGGAGUGAUCCUUGAAUACGAGGUCAAGUACUAUGAAAAGGACCAGAAUGAAAAAAGCUACAGGAUCAUAAAAACCUCAUCCAGGAACGCAGACAUCAAGGGUCUCACCCCCCUGACUUCUUAUGUGUUCCAUGUGCGUGCACGCACAGCAGCCGGCUACGGUGAAUGCAGUGGCCCCUUUGAGUUCAUGACAAACUCCGUGCCAGCUCCUAUAAUCGGUGAUGGAACAAACUCUACAGUUUUACUGGUGUCUGUGGUCGGCAGUGUGGUUCUCCUACUUCUACUCAUCGGCGCUUUUGUCAUCAGCCGAAGAAGGAGUAAGUACAGUAAGGCCAAGCAGGAGUCAGAUGAAGAGAAGCAUUUACACCAAGGAGUGAGGACAUAUGUUGACCCCUUUACCUAUGAGGACCCAAAUCAAGCUGUUCGCGAGUUUGCUAAAGAGAUUGAUGCAUCCUGCAUUAAGAUUGAGAAAGUUAUUGGUGUCGGGGAGUUUGGUGAGGUCUGCAGUGGUCGUUUGAAAAUGCCUGGCAAGAGAGAGAUCUGUGUGGCCAUUAAGACACUGAAAGCUGGAUACACCGACCAGCAGCGAAGGGACUUCUUGGCUGAAGCCAGCAUCAUGGGACAGUUUGACCAUCCCAACAUCAUCCACCUUGAGGGUGUAGUCACCAAAUGUAAGCCAGUGAUGAUUAUCACGGAGUACAUGGAAAACAGAUCGUUGGAUGCAUUCCUGAGGAAGAAUGAUGGCCACUUCACUGUGAUCCAGCUAGUAGGCAUCCUGCGUGGUAUUGCGUCAGGCAUGAAGUACCUGUCAGACAUGAGCUACGUUCACCGUGACCUGGCAGCUCGCAAUAUCCUGGUCAACUGCAAUUUGGUUUGCAAAGUGUCUGAUUUUGGCAUGUCUCGUGUGCUGGAGGAUGACCCCGAGGCUGCAUACACUACCAAGGGAGGAAAGAUCCCUAUCCGCUGGACGGCUCCGGAGGCUAUUGCUUAUAGGAAGUUCACCUCAUCCAGUGACGUGUGGAGCUAUGGCAUCGUCAUGUGGGAGGUGAUGUCAUAUGGCGAGCGGCCAUACUGGGACAUGAGCAACCAAGAUGUGAUCAAAGCUAUUGAUGAGGGCUAUCGGCUGCCCCCACCAAUGGACUGUCCUGUGGCACUCCACCAGCUCAUGCUGGACUGCUGGCAGAGAGAGAGAGCAGAGAGACCAAAGUUUGGGCAGAUUGUCAACAUGUUGGAUAAACUUAUUCGCAACCCCAACACUUUGAAAAGGACCGGCGGAGACAGUGUUGUCAGGCCCACCACCACCCUGUUGGAGCCCGGUAGCCCCGAAGGGUCCUCGGCAGUAGGCACAGUAGAGGACUGGCUUCAGGCCAUUGGCAUGGAGAAAUACAUCGACAACUUUACAGCUGCCAGUUACACGACUCCAGAGGCGGUAGUCCACAUGACACAAGAGGACCUGACCCGCAUUGGAAUCUCCUCAGCAGCACACCAGAGCAAGAUCCUGACAAGUGUCCAAGGAAUGCUCUCGCAGAUGCAACAGAUCCAAGGCAGAAUGGUUCCUGUCUGAGAGAUUCAAACCAAGAAGGAAAAGGGAGCAAAAUGACUUCAUUUCCUAUUAAAACGAAGAAAAAAAACUACCAUUGAAACGAGACAAGCUAUGAAGAAAUAGUUUACCUCAUCUGUGCACUUUAAAUUUGGUCUGAAAGAAAAAAAAGGAAGAAAAAAGUGGAGACAAUGGCACUUUUUAAAAGAAAAAAAUCAGACCGUUAUUCUGCCCUUUUUUUUAUGUUGUUGUUUUUGAGAAUACGGCUUUUGCGGAUAGAUAGAGGCUGGAAGUGCCUCUGAGAGGCCAAUCUGGAGUGCCUUUAUUCGAUUGAAAGGAAAAGCAAGACAGAUGGGAAACGUUUUGUCCUUCUCAUGGGCAAAGUAUUAUUUUUGGAACUUUCUUUGUGAAAUGAUGCGCAGCACAGAUCUUCUUCCUUCUGGUGACUGUGUUUAUCGUACUUGCAUUGUCUCUGUGGGACUCACAGGCUGCCCCAGCUACCUUUGUUCUGUCUCAGCUGGAUCUGUUUGAUAGCUCACACACAAAAUUGAGGAUCUCAGCUGUCAGAGAAUCCCACUUUUGGCUUUGUCAGGAAGGUGGUGAUGCGGCUACACUCAUUUUGAGGAGAUCUGUGUUGUUCCCCACAGACAUGUUUUUUUGUUUUGUUUUGUUUUUUCCUCAGGAUGUUGCAGAGAAUGUUUUUAAUGCCCUGUCUUCCCAAAAAUGUCCUCCAUCCCAUCUGACAAACACAGAGUAUGGAUCGUACUUUGCUCUCUUAAUCAGAAUCCGAGCCCUGGUGGACUCCACUUCUUGCCACAGAGCUUCCUCACCAUUCCUCGCCAUUCUCAGUGGACAGUUGUUUUGCUGGAUUUAAUUGGGUUUACUCAUACAGCAAGACAAAGGACCAUAUGGCGGGAUUUAAUCAAAAGGAUGUAUGGAACAAAUGCAAUAUGGAUACAUAGUGAAUCGCAAUCUUCACCCUCCACUGAGGAUUACUCAAGCUGUUUUCAAGCUGCUGUCAUUCAUCCUCAGGAUCCUGCCUCCACUUGCCACUUCCAGAAUUCCUUUCUCUUCUCAUUGUCUUCCUCAUCUUCUCCCUGCUGACACUGAGACAAUACUCGUCCCACCAUGGACUUGUGGCCAUCCAGUACUGUACUGGAAUCAUUUGAAUGAUUAGGAGCAUCACAAAAGACUACGUGGUGAAUGUAAUAUAAUCUACAAGUCCUACUCCAGUGGAAGCUGGGCUGUUUUGUUUGGUUUUGUUUUUUUACAAUUCAGGAUUUCUGAUUAAUUGUUUUCUUUGCUUGCAUGUAAAAUAAGAGAAGUCUGAUUUGAAUGUGUGAAUGAAUGCACAAGUUUGUAUGAUGUCCGAUUUGUAUAUCUGAAAAACAUUAACCUUGUCCAUUCUCAAGCCACUGUGCGGUCAUGAUGUACAACCUGUUGCUCCUGUCUUGGUGAUUUUUACUCAGUCACAGUUUUCUGGAUAUCAACCUAUUUCUGCUUUGGCACUGGCAGAGAUUCACAGAUUACAUUUGGAUACAUUAACAGUGACAAGUGUGAAAGACUCCGACUAACGUUUGGAUUCGUGAAACUGGUAAUGAUAAAAUAAAAACAGUCUCUGGAUAUGACAGCGGGACGUCACAUGCAUUACACAACAAUGAGUUAUAGGAGAAGGUGUCGAAGAAGGGAAGAAUGUAAUUAUUCUUUUUGAUUCCAGAAUACAUCAUUAGAGUUACAGGAAUAGUAUAACCGAAUGGAUUCCAUUUGUACUGGUUCCUUUAUUUUCUUAAACUAUACAUAAGUGAAUGUUUUGAACUUCUAUUUUGGGUGACAUUUCACAAAACACCUCCGUCCUUAAUACAGCGCUAAGGCUCAUUCCUCUUGGCAAUGUGUAACUUGGGUUUUAGUGAUCAGAAGAAAAAGGACCUGUUUGGAAAUAUGCAAGACAUGUUGGGAAGGAGACAAGAAUGUACUGUAAAAUAUGUUUUCCCUUUACUUCAAUGUCUGAUAAUUUGGGGGGAAAAAAAUCUGAAAACUGAACAAAAAUAACAGUGAAGUAAAUGUUUGUAAUUGUAUACCUUCCAAUGCCAUAUGAUCUAGUCAUGUAGAUCUAACAUUGAUUUUUUUUUUUUUUUUUUUUGCUUUUUUUUGACAUGAUCAAAUUUGUUUGUUUGUCGAGGAGAUAUAGGUACAUGUAAGUUAUGACAUUUAUUUAUGUCCUUUUAUAUGUAGUUUGUAAAAUAAUAGCCUCAAGUGAAGAAAAUAAAGGGGUGCCACAGCGCACUUAAUACAGUAGAAAUAAGAUGAUCUCUUUGUAUCUUAAUUACUCACAUACACACAAAAUUUUGCCUUACUACGAGUGUGACAAACCUAUUUUUGUUGUGGGCCACAUUACGUUUAUGGUUUCCCUUGACAGACCGUUAUGACGGUCAAACUAUUUAAAAUGGCAGACAUACCAUAGCACAAUACAACACAUUAAUCGGUAGCUUGUUUCGAUGUUCCAGGUCAAGAAAACGGUGCAUUCAAAUUAGGGAUGCGC
This is a messenger RNA of Corythoichthys intestinalis (scribbled pipefish), 5674 nucleotides long. RefSeq names its product ephrin type-A receptor 4-A-like. The record is from RefSeq and is a predicted model, not a curated record. Gene Ontology annotation, cellular component: plasma membrane; dendrite. The coding region runs from base 190 to 3159 and encodes 989 amino acids. The transcript is spliced from 18 exons. NCBI's taxonomy places the organism in Eukaryota, Metazoa, Chordata, Actinopteri, Syngnathiformes, Syngnathidae. Gene Ontology annotation, biological process: ephrin receptor signaling pathway; protein phosphorylation; axon guidance. Gene Ontology annotation, molecular function: transmembrane-ephrin receptor activity; protein binding; ATP binding.